Molecule: messenger RNA, 271 nt
Organism: Neurospora tetrasperma FGSC 2508
Lineage: Eukaryota; Fungi; Ascomycota; Sordariomycetes; Sordariales; Sordariaceae
Exons: 1
Coding region: 82-261 (59 amino acids)
Source: RefSeq, a predicted model, not a curated record
CGGAACUGAACGAAGUACAGAAGGAAACAAACUGAUCCGCUUGAAUUAUCAGAGCAAAGUGUGGAGGAUUAGGUAAGGACAAUGCAGGAGUGGAUUGUUGAAACUGCUCUGUUCGUUAAUGGUGUGGGAAGUCGCGACGGAGGCUCAUGUGAAGGGAGAGACCUGGUGCAAGCCAUACAACCGAUGGAAGACGUGAAUGCGAUGAAGGAUGGCAAGAAUCCAUAUGCAGUUCUUGGGUUAGCGAUGACAGAAAAUUUGUGAAACAUGGAAU